GUGAAUGCAUAAAGACAGCUACUCGGACGCCGUGCGGAGGAUUGAUCCGGCUCUCCGACCUGCACGGCUGUAUAAUGCACAUGGGGGGUGGAAAACGCUCGUCCUCCGCCGCCUUUUUCUGCGGGGUUCUCUGCUUAUUGCAGGCCGUACCCACCCUAGGCACAGAUGCCCCUGGAUGCCGGGCUGGUUUUACCUCCAGCGAAUACACGUUUUCCGUGAACCGCAGGGAGCUGGAGAGAGGCAGGAGACUGGGCAAAGUCAGCUUUGUGGACUGUGCACCGCGGAAGCAUCAGCUCUAUGAUGUAGGAGACUCUCGGUUUCGUGUGCUGAUGGAUGGCACAGUCUUGGUGAAGCGCCAUGUAAAUCUCCACGGGAAGGACACAAAAUUCACAAUUAGUACCUGGGAUGCUCUUGGGAAGAAAUAUACAGCCACAAUCACAGUACUCAAUAAACGCCACAGACAUGCCAAGGAUGCUUCCAGCUUGUCUCACAAGCUCCCAGUGCUAACAUUCACUGAGAAACAGACUGGGCUAAAGAGGAGGAAGAGGGACUGGGUUAUCCCUCCCAUAAGUGUAUCGGAAAAUGAAAAGGGUCCGUUCCCUAAACGCCUGGUGCAGAUUAAAUCCAACAAGGACAAAGGAACAAAGGUUUUCUACAGUAUCACAGGUCAGGGUGCAGACACCCCUCCUGAAGGAGUUUUCCGGAUAGAGAAAGAGACUGGCUGGAUGAGUGUAACGCAGCCUCUGGAUCGUGAAACGAACAAUAAAUAUAGGCUCCUGUCUCACGCGGUGUCGGAAAAUGGCCAGCCAGUGGAGGAGCCAAUGGAGAUCAUAAUCAAAGUAAUUGAUCAAAAUGAUAACCGGCCCAAAUUUGUAGAGGAAGUGUUCAAAGGAUCUGUGAGGGAAGGAUCUCAGCCGGGCACAGCUUUUAUGUCAGUGUCUGCUACAGACGAUGAUGACGAUGAAGAUACAGAUAAUGCCCUUAUUGGUUAUUCUAUCCUGAAGCAAGACCCUGAGGACCCUUCAACUGGGCUCUUUACCAUAAACAGGGCCACUGGUGUGAUCAGUGUAAUUGGGACAGGAUUGGACAGGGAGAGGAUACGAGAGUACACGCUGACUGUGCAGGCCGCAGACAUGAAUGGAACUGGUUUAUCAACCACUGGAAAAGCUGUAGUAGAGAUCAUGGAUGCCAACGACAAUGCCCCCAUCUUCAACCCCACAACGUACACUACAUUAGUGCCGGAGAAUGAAGUUGGAUUUGAAGUUCAGAGGCUUUCUGUAACUGACCUUGACCAGACUGGUACAGCUGCAUGGCAGGCCGUGUACAAGAUUAGAGGGAAUGAGGCAGGUUUCUUCGCCAUUACCACAGACCCGGACACUAAUGAUGGCAUCCUGACAACUGCAAAGGGUUUGGAUUAUGAGUUGAGGAGGCAGUAUGUGCUGCAAAUCACUGUAGAAAAUGUGGAUCCCUUUACUGUUCCACUGCCAACCUCUACGGCUACGGUGACGGUGAAUGUGGAGGAUGUGAACGAGGCCCCCUACUUUGUACCAACCAUUAGCAGGGUGGAUAUUCUGGAGGAUCUUCCUCUAGGUCAGAAGGUUGUGUCCCUUGUUGCACAGGAUCCAGACAAGCAGCAAGUCCAAAAGCUAAGUUACAUCAUUGGCAAUGACCCAGCCCGCUGGCUCUCUAUUAACAAGGACACUGGCAUUAUCACAGGAAAUGGAAACCUGGAUAGAGAGUCGGAAUAUGUGAAGAACAACACUUACACGGUCAUAGUGUUGGUAUCUGAUGACGGAGUUCCUGCUGGCACGGGAACCGGAACACUAGUUAUCAAUCUCCUGGAUGUCAAUGAUAAUGGUCCUGUGCCCAGCCCACGGACUUUCAAAAUGUGUAACAGGAAUCCCGAGCCCCAGCUUCUUACCAUCACAGAUGCUGAUCUACCUCCCAACACAUACCCCUUUACUGUGGAGCUGGCACAUGGUUCUGAGAUGCUUUGGGUGGCUGAUCCCAAAGAUGAACAAGGAACAACAGUGCUGCUUAAACCAGCAGGGGAGCUGAAGAAAGGAGAAUACAGUAUAUAUCUCAGACUAACGGACGCUCCAGGCUGGCAGCAGCUCACGGUCGUGAAUGCAUCUAUUUGCGACUGUGAGGGUAAUACCGUUAGCUGCUCAGACACGCGUGUAGCUGGCAUUGAUCUUCCAGUUAUCUUGGUGAUCCUGGGCUCCAUCUUGGCUCUGCUCAUCCUCAUUUUGCUGUUGCUACUGUUCUUGAAGAAGCGAAAGGUGGUUAAGGAACCUUUACUGCUGCCAGAAGAUGAUACACGUGACAACAUCUUCUAUUAUGGCGAGGAAGGUGGUGGAGAGGAGGACCAGGACUAUGAUUUGAGUCAAUUGCAUCGCGGCCUAGAUGCUCGUCCGGACAUCAUGAGGAAUGAUGUGGUCCCAACACUGAUCCCUGCACCCCAGUACAGACCAAGGCCAUCCAAUCCUGAAGAAAUUGGGAACUUCAUUGAUGAGAACCUCCACGCAGCAGAUAAUGACCCUACUGCCCCGCCGUAUGACUCCUUGCUUGUAUUUGACUAUGAAGGCAGCGGCUCUGAGGCUGGGUCCCUCAGCUCUCUGAAUUCUUCAAACUCUGAUGAAGAUCAGGACUAUGACUGUAUAAAUGACUGGGGACCCCGUUUCAAGAAGCUAGCUGACAUGUACGGUGGUGAAGAUGAGUAGAUUAUGGAUGCUGUCACUGGUCUGUGUGGAUAAAGCCACUAAAUGAUUCGUUUUGGACAAUGUCUCCAUCGUUUGGACUCCUAUUGAACAAGAGUUUUAACACUAAAGUUUCUGUAUAGUGAAUUUGAAGAACCAAACUACAUUCAAUCAUUCCCUGGUCCUAAAAUGCCUUCAAGAAAGACAAUGCUCAGUGCCUUCAUAUUUCAGUCUUUGCAAUAUCCUUAGUGGCCUUGUUGAGUUUAGAAAUGGCUCUGAAUGCCACAUCCUGAAACUCCUAGUUCCAGUUGGGUAAGCUGUCAUACUAGGGAGUUAUAGGGGGGUUACAUGUUUCUCAGCUAUUGCUUUCUCUUAAUGUCUACCUUAGUAUAACUUUUACAACUUGAGUACUAAGUCCGGUUGUCAUGCAUUGAAAAAGAUCAGAUGCAGGAGGACCAGAUGCUGCUGUUACGUAGAUUCAGACACUGGAAGAAAAACUACUGAAUUAAAUUAUAAAGAAAAUUAUACUAAACGUCAAAUACCUUGGUGUGCCUCUGGUUGCGUCACCUGCACAGGACACGCAUGCAACAUUUCUGAAUGUGAGGAACGUUACUGUAAUUUGGUGUGCUUGCUAUCGAAAUACCUUGUUUUUAAUCUACUUUAAAUUUGUCUCAAAUUUGACUUUUUAUAGUUCCAUUUUUCGUUAAUACGUAUUUAUAGAAAUUGUGUUGUAUGUUAAAAUUUCAACCAAAAAAAUCAUGUAAAAUACACAUUAUUAAAGGUUCCUUUGCUUUUGUUUACGGAACAGCUGUUUUUUUUUGUUAACUUGAAAGCUUCACCUUCUGGAGGCAAUGUUAACUAUAGCCACAUAUAUUUUUAUAUUAAAUGUUUGGUUUUUUCUCUCCUGA
Messenger RNA from Spea bombifrons (plains spadefoot toad), 3607 nucleotides. Its product is annotated as blastomere cadherin-like. Gene Ontology annotation, molecular function: calcium ion binding; cadherin binding. The transcript is spliced from 16 exons. Gene Ontology annotation, cellular component: catenin complex; plasma membrane; cytoplasm. Lineage: Eukaryota; Metazoa; Chordata; Amphibia; Anura; Pelobatidae. The record is from RefSeq and is a predicted model, not a curated record. Gene Ontology annotation, biological process: adherens junction organization; homophilic cell-cell adhesion; cell morphogenesis. The coding region runs from base 75 to 2723 and encodes 882 amino acids.